Messenger RNA from Zasmidium cellare ATCC 36951, 528 nucleotides. RefSeq lists its product as uncharacterized. Lineage: Eukaryota; Fungi; Ascomycota; Dothideomycetes; Mycosphaerellales; Mycosphaerellaceae. The record is from RefSeq and is a predicted model, not a curated record. The transcript has a single exon. The coding region runs from base 1 to 528 and encodes 175 amino acids.
AUGUCCUCAACUGCGUCCCGCCCAGCGAAUCUCAGCAACCUCACCCCCUCCGAAACCCGUCUCCGCCGGCGCGAAUGGAACCGCGGGCCCUUGACCGAUCUCUUCCCCUUAAUCCCCUCCGCACCGCUCGAACGCCUCCUCGACAUCUGCAUCGACGUGAAGAAUUAUACGUACAACCUCUCCGAGUCGAAGUUCUGGAAUGCGCGGCGGCUGACUAGUAUCGUCGUGGCGCACGUGCGGCAUAAUUACAGCGAUUACGACCGGUUGUUGCGCGAGGAGAGGGUCGAGCGGUAUGAGGCGCGGAGGCGGUCCGGGGACCAGGUGUGGAGGAAGUUGAGGGAGUGGUGUCCUUGGGAGGAGGCGAAUCCGGUGUUGGAGAGGGCGUGGAGGGCGACGCUGGUGCCGCCUGAGGAGAGGGAUCCGACGUGGGAUCCGAUGGAUGUUGAUGAGGAGAGUGAUGGGGAGGGGGAGGAGGAGGCUCCGGUGGGUGGCGAUGGGGUGGAGGAUGAUCCGAUGGAUUUGGAUUGA